Musa acuminata subsp. malaccensis (wild Malaysian banana) is the source of this 4702-nucleotide messenger RNA. RefSeq names its product ABC transporter G family member 44-like. Gene Ontology annotation, cellular component: membrane. The record is from RefSeq and is a predicted model, not a curated record. Gene Ontology annotation, molecular function: ATP binding; ATP hydrolysis activity; ABC-type transporter activity. Lineage: Eukaryota; Viridiplantae; Streptophyta; Magnoliopsida; Zingiberales; Musaceae.
UACGACUCCCCCCACUCACCGCCGCGUCCCGAUCUCUCUGUUGCCGCAUGACAGGAGCAGAAUCCCGGAAGAGCCCGUUUGUGCGUCCCGAUCUCUCUUUCGCCGCAUAAGAGUAGCAGAAUCCCGGCAGACCUCGUUCUCCAUGGAUAUCGUGGACGCCUACAGAGGCGGUAGCGCGACGGUAAACAGCUCGUCCAUAUGGAGGCGUGGAGAGGACGCCGUCUUUUCGCGCUCCUUCUCCCGCGACGGGGAGGACGACGAGGAGGCCCUCAUGUGGGCGGCCCUCGAAAAGCUACCGACCUACGACCGGGUUCGUAGGGGGCUCCUUUUGAUGAGUGAGGGAGAGCUCCGGGAGAUCGAUGUCAACCGCAUCGGCCUCGAGGAGCGGAAGAGAUUGUUGGAGAGGCUCGUUAGGGUUGCUGAGGAGGACAAUGAGAGGUUCCUGUUGAAGCUCCGGGAGCGGAUCCACAGAGUUGAACUUGAAUUUCCUACCAUUGAGGUGCGUUAUCAGCACCUAAACAUCGUAGCUGAUGCUUACAUUGGAAACAGAGGCUUACCAACAUUCUUUAACUCGUAUCUUAAUGCCGUUGAGGCCUUCGCUAACUAUCUUCAUCUGCUACCAAGCAAGAAAAAACCAUUAAGCAUCCUCCAUGACGUUUGUGGCAUCAUCAAGCCCCACAGGAUGACAUUGCUACUAGGCCCCCCAGGGUCAGGAAAGACCACAUUAUUGUUGGCUCUUGCCGGAAAGCUGAACUCAGAGCUUAAGGUGUCGGGAACUGUUACUUACAAUGGCCAUAACAUGGACGAAUUUGUUCCUCGGCGAACAGCUGCGUACAUCAGUCAACAUGAUCUGCAUGUAGGGGAAAUGACAGUGCGUGAAACCCUAGCUUUCUCUGCCAGGUGCCAGGGUGUCGGUUCUCGUUAUGAUAUGUUAACUGAGCUAUCUAGACGGGAGAAGGCUGCAAACAUCAAGCCAGACCCUGACAUUGAUAUCUUCAUGAAGGCGACUUCAAUAGAUGGACAGGAAACCAAUGUGAUAACUGAUUACAUUCUAAAGGUUUUAGGAUUAGAAUCCUGUGCCGACACCAUGAUUGGAGAUGAAAUGUUGAGAGGCAUCUCUGGAGGACAAAAGAAACGUGUCACCACAGGUGAGAUGAUUGUUGGGCCAUCGAGGGCACUGUUCAUGGAUGAGAUAUCCACUGGUCUAGACAGCUCUACCACAUUCCAAAUUGUGAAUUCUCUCAGGCAAACGGUUCACAUUCUCAGCGCAACGUGUGUCAUUUCACUGCUUCAACCAGCACCAGAGACGUAUGAACUCUUUGAUGACAUAAUUCUUCUUUCAGAAGGACAGAUUGUUUAUCAAGGGCCUUGUGAGAAUGUGCUUGAGUUCUUUGAAUCCAUGGGCUUCAGAUGUCCUGAGAGGAAAGGCGUUGCAGACUUCUUGCAGGAGGUAACGUCAAUGAAAGAUCAGCAGCAGUAUUGGGUGCGAACCAAUGAAGUUUAUAGAUAUGUACCUAUCAGGGAAUUUGCAGAUGCAUUCCAGUCAUUCCAUGUGGGUCAGCAACUUGGAAGAGAACUUUCAGUACCAUUUGACAAGAGGAAAAGCCACCCUGCUGCUCUGUCCACAUCAAACUAUGGUGUCAGCAAGAAGGAACUCUUGAAAGCAUGCAUGUCGAGAGAGCUAUUACUGAUGAAGAGAAAUUCCUUUGUAUAUGCUUUUAGAGCAUUUCAGCUCAUGAUCAUGGCAAUUAUCAUGAUGACUCUAUUCCUCAGAACCAACAUGCACCAUGAUUCAGUCAAUGACGGGGUGAUUUACAUGGGUGCCUUAUACUUCUUAAUCCUAAUUCACUUGUAUAAUGGCUUUUCUGAGCUUGCUUUGACCGUCAUAAAGCUUCCUGUUUUCUUCAAGCAACGAGACUAUCUCUUUUAUCCAGCAUGGGCUUAUGCUCUACCAGCAUGGAUUUUGAAGAUUCCUAUAACAUUAAUUGAAGUUGCUGUCUCCGUGUUCUUGAGUUACUAUGUUGUAGGAUUUGACCCAAGUGUUGCAAGGCUAUUUAAGCAGUAUUUGCUGCUCCUAUUGGUCAAUCAGAUGGCCUCUGGACUCUUCAAAUUCAUGGCUGUGCUAGGUAGGAAUUUGGUAGUUGCAAAUACGAUAGCAUCCUUUGCUCUGCUUGUCCUGACAGUGCUUGGAGGAUUCAUCUUAUCACAUGAUGAUGUGAAGAAAUGGUGGAUAUGGGGUUACUGGAUCUCACCACUAAUGUAUGCACAGAAUUCAAUCUCGACAAACGAGUUCUUAGCAAAAAGUUGGAAACAAGUUGUGCCUGGAUCAGAAAAGGCUCUGGGAGUGAUGAUUUUGAAGUCUCGUGGAAUUUUUCCAGAGGCAAAAUGGUAUUGGAUUGGAGUAGGUGCAUUGGCUGGAUACGUUUUACUGUUUAACAGUCUCUUCACUCUUGCUUUGACAUAUCUAAAACCAUAUGGAAAAGCUCAGCCAAGUUUAACUGAAGAAGCAUUGAGGGAAAAACAUGCGAAUAUAACAGGAGUUCCCUUUGAACCUUCAUCUAGAGGAAAUCCUGAUCAUCCCACUAAAUCUAAAAGAAAUACUGCAAUAUAUCCAAAUGCGUCCUCAUCUGUAUUAACUGCCGGUGAUAACCAAGCCAGGAAAGGGAUGGUCCUGCCAUUUACACCUCUUUCCAUUACCUUCGACAGCAUAAAAUACUCGGUAGACAUGCCUCAGGAAAUGAGAGCACAAGGCAUCGAAGAGGAUAGAUUACUUCUGCUGAAGGGUGUCAGUGGCUCAUUCAGGCCUGGAGUUCUUACAGCGCUGAUGGGUGUAACUGGUGCUGGUAAGACUACUCUGAUGGAUGUAUUGGCUGGGAGAAAGACAGGUGGGUGCAUAGAGGGUGAUAUUUUCGUAGCUGGCUUUCCCAAGAAGCAAGAAACUUUUGCUCGUGUAUCAGGUUAUUGUGAACAGAAUGAUAUCCAUUCACCACACGUGACUGUCUAUGAAUCUCUUGUGUACUCGGCAUGGCUGCGAUUAUCUGCUGAAGUUGAUUCUGCAACUAGGAUGAUGUUCAUUGAAGAGGUCAUGGAGCUUAUUGAGCUGAAAUCAUUGAGAGAAGCACUGGUCGGAUUACCUGGUGUGAAUGGCUUGUCAACCGAGCAACGCAAGAGGCUAACCAUUGCUGUUGAGCUUGUUGCAAACCCUUCUAUAAUAUUCAUGGAUGAACCUACCUCUGGACUUGACGCAAGGGCUGCAGCAAUCGUCAUGAGGACUGUGAGGAACACUGUGGACACUGGGAGAACUGUAGUGUGCACAAUUCACCAGCCUAGUAUUGAUAUUUUUGAUGCUUUUGAUGAGCUUUUCCUUAUGGAGAGAGGCGGGGAAGAGAUUUAUGUAGGUCCAAUAGGCCAUCAUUCUUGUCACUUAAUUAAGUACUUUGAGGGAGUCAAUGGAGUAAGGAAGAUCAAAGAUGGGUAUAACCCUGCAACAUGGAUGUUGGAAGUGACUUCAGAGGCUCAGGAAGACAUUCUUGGUGUCAAUUUUAGUGAUAUCUACAAGAAUUCAGAACUGUUUCGGAGGAACAAGGCACUGAUCAAAGAACUCAGCACUCCCCCACCUGGUUCAAGUGAUCUUUAUUUCCAAACUCAGUACUCAAGGUCUUUUCCGACACAAUGCAUGGCUUGCCUCUGGAAACAAAAAUUGUCAUAUUGGAGAAAUCCUUCAUACACCGCAGUGAGGUUUUUCUUUACUGUAAUCAUAGCCUUAUUGUUCGGAACCAUAUUUUGGAAUCUCGGAAGCAAGAGGAAGAAACGACAAGAUUUAUUCAAUGCAAUGGGUUCUGUCUAUGCUUCUGUCCUUUUUAUGGGGUGUACAUAUGCUUCAUCAGUUCAACCAGUUGUUGCUGUCGAACGGACAGUCUUUUACAGAGAGAGAGCUGCAGGGAUGUAUUCAGCACUGCCGUAUGCAGUUGGACAGGUUGCAAUUGAGGUGCCGUAUGUCCUCAUCCAAUCUGUUGUUUAUGGAGUUAUUGUGUAUGCUAUGAUUGGGUUCGAAUGGACAGCUGAUAAAUUCUUUUGGUACCUGUUCUUCCUGUCCUUCACGAUGCUAUACUUCACAUACUAUGGGAUGAUGACAGUAGGGUUGACUCCCAACUACAACAUUGCUGCCAUAGUUUCUUCUGCAUUUUAUGGAAUAUGGAAUCUCUUUGCAGGAUUUGUUAUCCCCCGACCGAGAAUGGCUGUUUGGUGGAGAUGGUAUUAUUGGGCAUGCCCUGUUUCGUGGACGGUCUAUGGAUUGGUUACUUCACAAUUUGGGGAUGUUCACGAAAGGCUCGACUCGGGCGAGACUGUGGUUGAAUUCCUGAGGGACUUCUUCGGAUUCAGGCACGACUUCUUGGGAGUGGUCGCGGUGAUGGUUGUUGGUUUUGCUGCUCUUUUUGCAUUCCAAUUCGCUGUGGCAAUCAAAGUGCUCAACUUCCAAAGAAGAUAAUGGGAGAAACGUGACUCGAGUAGAUUAGCCUUGGAUCAAGUAAUUUUAUGUACAUGUAGUUUUUUUGUUUUUGGGUGCAUCAAGGAACACUUGACUACAUGCUUUUCUCUUGAUUGCAAGUGAAGAGGCUUGCAAAUGGCUUCAGCAUUAAUUGUCAACUAUAGGAUGAACAUUGUGGCCUUUGCAUUUAGGAAUGGGCUAAUCAUCUUCAUA